This is a messenger RNA of Rhodofomes roseus, 1153 nucleotides long. RefSeq lists its product as uncharacterized. The record is from RefSeq and is a predicted model, not a curated record. The coding region runs from base 55 to 825 and encodes 256 amino acids. The transcript is spliced from 2 exons. NCBI's taxonomy places the organism in Eukaryota, Fungi, Basidiomycota, Agaricomycetes, Polyporales, Fomitopsidaceae.
CUUUCACGUACUCCGAUUGCCUCAUGUCUGUAUAAAUGGCUCCACAAUGGUUAGAUGGGCUGCAUUGCUUCCACAAUGUCUCGGGAGGAUUCGGACAGCUGGCCAUACAAUCUCGAAACGCCCACCGAGCCUUGGCCAUGGCACCAAGUGGUACUCAAGUUGGGCCCUCUGUCCGCCCACUUUCCGCUCCUAGAGCUCACACCCGACCCUAACCCCUCCAAUACCGCUGACAUUGUGGUCGCGGCGCGUCCAUGGAAGAGUCUAGGACAUGGGCCAAUUUGGGUUGCAACUGAACGGCCGGCGGUCCAGAUAGGAAGCGGACAGCUUAUCACGCUAAACUCCGAUGGCAGAAAAUCCGGGGUCGGGCGACUCACAGUUGUGACAGACCUUCGGCGACACUGGAUCACAUGGGCGAUAGAAGGCGGACCCACCAGAUGCAACCUGCGUCUCCCCAUCCCAUGGGCCAGACUGUCUGCGGAUGAAGCGGAGAGACAUACCACCGGAUACCACAAACUCAAUGCUAUCCCCCCGCCUCAAUCCUCCUUCAUUCUGGACCCGUACAUCCUCUACCCCCACACCAGCCCGUACGAAUUCGAGAUUGCCGAGGCUACGUCAUCAACCCCGGCACCCAGAAAGAAGGGUGUACCGGUGAAUGAUCUAUUCCGUUUUCAUAACCUUGACUCCAGGGUUCUUGUGCUUCCGGCGCCGCACAUAAAGAAAUGGUCAGCGCCGGAGACAAGGCUGCAUGCGACGUUGCAUUCGUCCCCGGCAUUUGGGGCUGGGCAUGCGUCACCGCUGGACGCCCUAGGUAUUCCACCCUCCUGAUGGUAGUCUCCCCCUGGAUGUAUAUUGUCCCUGUCCCGAUAUCGCGGUAUAACGCUUGUGCUAGUGUAAAAUCUCAGUUCAAUCAGUGUUGCUCAUUCGGAUGUGCAGCCGUGGCGACCGAAGCUUGCCCCCAUAAUAUGACUCCAUUGCGGGUCCCUGAAUAUUCGCCGGUGGACGAAUACUAAGCUUCGGCGCCGGACAGAGUACAUCCCUCAGCGCCGGGAACUGACCAACCCUCGGCGCCGCACACCCUCGGCGCCGCACAUCACCAACCCUCGGCGCCGAGCACUGGUCAGCCCUCGGCGCCAGAGAGAAGCGAAGAGCCAGC